AUGGCGGCAGACUCCUAUGAUGCCGACGAUGUCCUCGACAACCGCAUAUGUGGUGGCAGGCUCUGCGAGGAAGUCGGAGCGGAGCAGAAAGGAGACGCCAUCCUGGGAGCCGCCACUCGAGAGCUCUCUGGUAGCCUUGAGGAAGUCGAAGGCGAGGCGGAAGUUGCGGUGGCAGCUGCAGGCCGUGCAGCGGAGGGACUCGAGUAUGCCGUUGUCUCCGGUGAGGAUGAACUCGCCUCAGCCGUCGACGGCAUGGCCGUCGAUGCCGAAUGCGUGGUUCUUGAGGCACUCUCGAUAGUGGGGCUUUCUCGGUGGUAG
Striga asiatica is the source of this 318-nucleotide messenger RNA. NCBI's taxonomy places the organism in Eukaryota, Viridiplantae, Streptophyta, Magnoliopsida, Lamiales, Orobanchaceae. The record is from the annotation of a GenBank genome assembly.